AUGGCUAAACGAAUACGGAAUACCACCGAAAGGCAAACGAAGCGAAACCCCUUUAUUCUCUAUUCCUCCCUCACCAUCUCAUCCGAAUCCUAUUCUUCUUCACUGGGCAAGGAUGGAUGUUCUACUUCUUUAUUCUUUGCAACUCUUCUUUUCAAUUUCCACCUCUGUUGCCUCGUUUGAUCAGUUGCUGCCAUGGGUAUGGCCAUAUCAAGGCUCCUGAGGAUGCUCUUCGCGAAGCGGGAGAUGAGGAUCCUGAUGGUGGGUCUUGAUGCAGCAGGAAAGACAACAAUCCUCUAUAAGUUGAAGCUUGGAGAGAUUGUUACCACCAUACCCACCAUUGGUUUUAAUGUCGAAACUGUGGAAUACAAAAAUGUUAGCUUCACCGUAUGGGAUGUGGGAGGGCAAGAUAAGAUUCGGCCUUUAUGGAGACACUACUUCCAGAACACUCAGGGGCUUAUUUUUGUGGUGGAUAGCAAUGACAAGGAAAGAGUUUUGGAGGCCAGAGAUGAGCUACAUCGAAUGUUGAAUGAGGAUGAACUGCGUAAUGCAACACUGCUUGUAUUUGCAAACAAGCAAGACCUUCCAAAUGCAAUGAGUGUUUCUGAGAUCACCGAUAAACUUGGACUACACUCACUUCGUCAGCGCCCGUGGUACAUACAGAGCACUUGUGCCACUUCAGGCCAAGGCCUUUAUGAAGGACUCGAUUGGUUAUCCAACCAUAUCUCUAACAAGGUGUAAUCUGCAAUGCCGCUAAGUUUGUGGAAUUUCCAUCAGUGACCAAUCCAUAUUUAUGCAGAAAGUUAUCGGCAGGAGCCACAGAAAAGAAAGAUCAGAACUUCUAGUAGUGAAUGAUAAUACAGUCAUAAAUGCAGCUGUGUAUUUCAAAACCCUCCACUGAACAAUUGUAACUUUGAAAUCAGCAAGAAACCAAGUGCAGGGAAAGGGAGGAAAACUUAUAUCUUAUAAUUGACAUAAUUUGCUGUUUCUUCC
Messenger RNA from Macadamia integrifolia, 990 nucleotides. RefSeq names its product ADP-ribosylation factor 2-like. The transcript is spliced from 7 exons. Gene Ontology annotation, molecular function: GTPase activity; GTP binding. Gene Ontology annotation, biological process: vesicle-mediated transport; intracellular protein transport. NCBI's taxonomy places the organism in Eukaryota, Viridiplantae, Streptophyta, Magnoliopsida, Proteales, Proteaceae. The record is from RefSeq and is a predicted model, not a curated record. Gene Ontology annotation, cellular component: cytoplasm. The coding region runs from base 193 to 738 and encodes 181 amino acids.